Molecule: messenger RNA, 1182 nt
Organism: Exophiala oligosperma
Lineage: Eukaryota; Fungi; Ascomycota; Eurotiomycetes; Chaetothyriales; Herpotrichiellaceae
Exons: 2
Coding region: 205-1005 (266 amino acids)
Cellular component (GO): cytoplasm
Molecular function (GO): 5'-deoxynucleotidase activity
Source: RefSeq, a predicted model, not a curated record
GCAGUUUUUGCAGCAGACUUCCUGGCAGUUGGUUUUUCUUUGUCUCUUUCGCGCGCAAGUUUGUAUAUACAAUCUAGAGAUCAAGUGGGAAAUAUUAAUUGUCCAUUUCCUCUUUUCUCUGCUUGUUUCAAUUCCCUCUUCCUACAUUCAUCACCACAACUCCUUUUUGCAAUCAAGAAUUUCUCAUUCGUCCGAUCAGCCAACAUGGCUACAGAUACACCACAAGCUCCUGAAUAUGUGACGAGACAAGAACACACCUCUCAGCUACCCAAGCCGAAUCCCUGGUCGGUCAAUGCGGUUCUGAAAGAUCUCCCAAACCCGCCGACCGAAAACGCCUCUUCUCCGAUCCCCUUCUUCCACUAUGUCGAACGACUCAAGGUCGAGAAGCGCGAAGGAUGGCGAAGAUUUGGAAUCUUAAAGGGCGAAUCGAUAGCAGAUCACAUGUACCGCAUGUCGCUCAUCACCAUGCUUGCCCCUCCCGAAUUAAGCAAACGACUAGACGUCCCGCGGUGUACCAAGAUGGCACUCGUUCACGACAUGGCGGAAGGCCUUGUCGGUGAUCUGACCCCGGUCGACGGUGUGCCCAAACCCGAAAAGAACCGAAGAGAGGCAGCAACCAUGGACUGGGUGGCGCAGUCUUUAUUGGGGAAAGUGCACGGUGGUGUCAAUGGGCAGGACAUCCGUGCGGUUUGGCAGGAGUAUGAGGACAGCGAAACCCUGGAGUCCAAGUUCGUGCAUGACGUCGACAAGAUCGAGCUUAUCCUGCAAAUGGUGGAGUACGAACGGGCCAGCGAUUGCAAAGUUGACCUGAGCGAGUUCAGCUGGGUUGCUAGGAAGAUCUAUCUGGACGAGAUGAAGGCUUGGGCGCAGGAGAUUUUGGACGAGAGGGAUCAGUUGUGGAAGAGCAAGCAUAUGGAACCGAGGCAGCCGUCUACUGCAGAGACGAUCCAGAAGCAGCAGGAUCAGUAUUACGGCAAUGGCAAUGCAGAGACGAAGACGAACUGAACGAGAGGUCCCGACAAGUUCCAGUUGGACAUUUUGCAUGAGGAUACGAUGAGCAGGAUAAUGGAAUGAUGGAAUGAGAAGAGUUGAGGGCAGUCAUUUUGCAAUUGCUGUGUACUUGUAGACAAUGAUACCCAGAAUUCAAUAGAUAGACAUUUUAUGGUAGCAAUCACCUUUAAG